This is a messenger RNA of Drosophila subpulchrella, 845 nucleotides long. RefSeq lists its product as uncharacterized. NCBI's taxonomy places the organism in Eukaryota, Metazoa, Arthropoda, Insecta, Diptera, Drosophilidae. Bases 116 to 760 code for a protein of 214 amino acids. The record is from RefSeq and is a predicted model, not a curated record. The transcript is spliced from 3 exons.
UCGACACCCAGUCUAGAGAGAACAACUAAAAACGUACAAAAUUAUUGCCAACAUCAACUAAAAUUUAAAACUAUAUUUUUUUCAUUACAUUCGUUUAUUUUCCAAACAACAAGCUAUGCCGAAAUAUCCGAGCCCAAACAAAAGGGACCGCAAUUCCCGUGGCGAAGUACCGUCGGUCCGGGGAAAGCAGGUCGAAAUCCCUGUAAAAGAGGCAGUCGCCACCUCGAGUCCUCGCAUUCUCGAAGAUUGUGAUAAAGAAAACGCCUCCUCGAAACGGGCCAACCGCAGUCAACGGCCAGGUCAAUCAAAAAAGCCAAAGGGUUCUCUAAAACGUCUCAACUUUAAGAAAUCUGACAAAUGCGUUGCUAAACGAUCGACUAUAUUGAUGGCCCUGCAGCAGAAUGAAAGUCUUGGUGACAUCGUAUCGGAAAGGUCACCCGAGCCCUAUAAAUCGGUUAUUUUGAGAAUGAUGAUGAGCCUGGGAAGAGGAGUGUUUGGCUUCAUAAGGAAGAGCUCCCCAAUAAAUCUUUACAAUGCUGAGCCUGCGGCGGAGAAUACUUCUGAACUGAUGCCGCAGCAGUCUGGAUCUCAGGAAGGUGAUACUGCAAAUUUAGGGCAAUUGCCUCUGGAGGAGAAUCCUCCUGUUCUAAUGCCACAGCAGUCUGGAACCCAGAGAGCCAAAAGAGUAGAUGAAGAUUCGGCUAAGAUACCAUCUCGCAAUGCUUUGAAUGAUGUGCAUGACACAAAGCCGUUUUCGUAACCAGUUAUCUAGUUUGCAGUUAAUAAGGGACUCGCGAUAAAAUCACUAUAUCCUAUAAUAAAACAAAUACCUACUGCAUUUAUUA